AUGGAUAUAUUCAAAUAUUCUCAUAUAUAUUCAAUUGUGUAAUAAAUUUAUUAAAAAAUUUUUUCAAUUUUAUAUAAGACAAGNAAGAUUUCCAAAGAUAACUUUAUAUAAAUAAAAAAGCUCGUAAAAUAAUUUGAAGGGAAUUGCAUAAAUUAUAAAAUGAUUGAAACUUUAGAAUAAAAUAAUACAUCUAAUACAAUUCUUUUCAAUCAUUUAAAUGAUACAUUUUUUCAAGGAAUUGAAGAAAAUUUAAAAAUAUGGUAAUUUAAAAAUGGUCAACUUUACAAUAGUUAAUUAUUGAAAGGUCAUAAUCAAUAAAUUUCUUGUUUAGCUUGUAGUAAGAAUAAAAAUAUGAUUGUAUCAGGAGGAAAAGAUAUGUAAGUAAGAGUUUGGUAAACAAUUAAUAAGAUGAAUUGGUAAACUACAUAGAUACUUAAAGGUCAUACAGGAUAGAUUCAUAGUAUUAUAAUUAAUGAAUCGGAUGAUGAGAUUAUUUCAAGUAGUAGUGAUAGUUCAAUAAUUGUAUGGAGAUUGAAUUCAGAUUUAUGGUAGUUAAUAUAAAAUCUUGAAAUUCAUUAAAAUUCUGUUUAUUAGUUGAGUUUCAACUAAUCAUAUUCUUUAUUUUCUUCAUGCAGUUAUGAUAGAAAUUUAAUUAUUUGGAGUCUAAAUAAUGAUCAAGAAUGGAGAAAAUAGCAAAUAAUUAAGCAUGUAACAUAAAGCUAUAGGGCUUGUUUUAUAUAAGACAAUUAAAUUGUUCUAUAAUAAAGUUCUAAUAGAUAUAUAGAAAUUUAUACAAGAAACAACAAUAAUGUUUUUGUUAAAACUUAAACUCUUGAGAUGCAAUAUUUGAAUACUGAUAUUAGUAAUUUUAGUCCAUUAUAAUUUAUUAUCAAUAAAUAAUUACUAUUGCUUAGACACAAUAAUAAAACAAUAAUAUUAAGAAGAAAAGAGAAUUGGAAAUUUUAAAUUGAAGAAGAAAUUGAUGGAGAAGCUAUUGGAACAUUAACUAAUGAUGGUAAAUACUUAGUUUUAAUCAAUAGAAAAUUAAAAUAAUUACAAAUUUAUGAACAAAUGUUAUAAUGAAUAUUAAUUAUAAAGAUCAAUUAUUUUUUAAUAAAAUUCAUUAUUUUUUAAAAUUUAAAGAUGA
Paramecium sonneborni is the source of this 1147-nucleotide messenger RNA. The record is from the annotation of a GenBank genome assembly. NCBI's taxonomy places the organism in Eukaryota, Ciliophora, Oligohymenophorea, Peniculida, Parameciidae.